Molecule: messenger RNA, 1040 nt
Organism: Halteromyces radiatus
Lineage: Eukaryota; Fungi; Mucoromycota; Mucoromycetes; Mucorales; Cunninghamellaceae
Product: RP/EB family microtubule-associated protein
Exons: 6
Coding region: 91-885 (264 amino acids)
Biological process (GO): regulation of microtubule polymerization or depolymerization; protein localization to microtubule plus-end; spindle assembly
Cellular component (GO): cytoplasmic microtubule; microtubule organizing center; spindle midzone
Molecular function (GO): microtubule plus-end binding
Source: RefSeq, a predicted model, not a curated record
UUUUUUUUUUUUUACUUUAAUAUCCAUUAUUUAUACCUUUUCUAUCUCUCUUUCUUUCCCUUUAUUUUUUUUUAAAAAAUAAUAAUAAGAAUGACUGCAUCAAGAGUAGAGUUGAUUAUUUGGGUCAAUGGACUAUUACAAAGCACAUAUACCAAAGUGGAACAACUUGGCACAGGUGUGGCCUAUUCCCAGAUCAUUGAUUCUAUCUAUGGAGAUGUUCAUUUGGCGAAAAUCAAGUUUGAUUGCAAACAUGAAUAUCAAUAUAUCGAGAAUUUCAAGGUACUACAACAAGCUUUUGAAAAACACAAAAUUGAUAAGGUGAUUCCGGUGGAAAAAUUGGUCAAAUGUCGAUUUCAAGAUAAUUUGGAGUUUCUGCAAUGGAUUAAGGGGUAUUGGGAUAUGUAUCAUCAAGAUGAACAUUAUGAUGCCUUUGGAAGAAGACAAAAAAGUAUGGCCAAAGUCGCUAGGGUAUAUUCUGAUGCUACUUUGUAUUCUUUGAAAUCUUUUGGACAUCAACCCACUUUUUUCUCAGAUCAAGGAUCAUGUGCAUCUUCCACCACGUCUUCAUCUACCGCUCUGGCCACACCUAUUGAUGUCCAUUAUCCAAUGAUGAAAUGUCGUUCGCCAUCAACCUCUUCCACCAUUCUUUCCAAUUCCUCCUUGGACAUUAAAAAUCCUUCCUUAUCACAUGGCAAUACGAAGAUCAUCGAAUUAAAUCAACGUUUAGCUCAACUACAACUCACCGUCAACUCUUUACGGGAAGAAAAGGAUUUUUAUGACUCAAAACUGGAAAAGAUUGCCCAUUUAUUGUCCUCCUUAUCACCAACCACCAUGCAUACUCUGCAAAAAGUGAAAGCCAUAUUAGAGGACGAUCAUUUGGUUUAGUUAGCUUAGUUAGGAUUGCAUGAAAAAUAUAGGUGGAAUGACAGUGACGGAUGACUGUGUCAUUUUAUGUCGCUAUAUAUUAUUAUUUUAUUUAUCCUGACUCUUUAUUUCUUUUUUUUAUUUAUCCUAUUUGAAUAUAUAUAUAUUAUCAUCUU